This is a messenger RNA of Diospyros lotus (date-plum), 2778 nucleotides long. Its product is annotated as scarecrow-like protein 9. Gene Ontology annotation, cellular component: nucleus. Gene Ontology annotation, molecular function: DNA-binding transcription factor activity; sequence-specific DNA binding. The coding region runs from base 383 to 2569 and encodes 728 amino acids. The transcript has 2 exons. The record is from RefSeq and is a predicted model, not a curated record. Lineage: Eukaryota; Viridiplantae; Streptophyta; Magnoliopsida; Ericales; Ebenaceae. Gene Ontology annotation, biological process: regulation of DNA-templated transcription.
UGAAGACUCGAGCUUCUUCUGAGAGUUGAACGUGAAGACCUCAUUCUCAGCAACCUCUCUCCAUCUUGUCCACUUUCUUUUAGGGUUUCCGAAGCUUCUCGAGUGCUUCGUUCAUGGCUUCGUAAUGCAGGAUUAGGUGGCCAAUGCCAUCUCUUGAUCCGACUGUUCGCAUCUGCAGCUCAUACUUCCUACUGCCAAGUUAAACUGAUCUUUCGAGUCCUGUUGAUUCACCUAUUUAAGCUUAUAAGGUUUUCCUAAUAUUUGCCUAAUUGGAGCAAAUACAUUGCGCCUUUUACUGGAUUCCGGCUAUGUAUAGAAAUUUUACUCGGUUUUUGAAUCGACGACCUUGGAUUUUAGUGGAUAAUUUGCAGACUAGACGAUAAUGGAUCCUGAAGUUGGGAGGGUUGGGGGAUCCAUGAAAGGGAUGCCAUUGGGAGAACAAUCCGUGUCCCAUUUAUCGAGUCGGAAUCUAGUGAAAGGAUCCAGGUAUGGUAGCACCUUCGCAAAUGGCAAUGGAGGAGUCGAAUACCUUGGGAAUGAUCCGUCUCUGAGCAAUGCAAUUGCAGCUUCGAGUUCGGUUGUCACUUCGGAGGAAGAUUCUCACGAGGACUGCGAUUUCUCUGAUGCGGUUUUGAGCUAUAUAAAUCAGAUGCUUAUGGAAGAAGAUAUGGAAGACAAAACUUGCAUGCUUCAAGAAUCUCUGGAUCUUCAAGCCGCAGAGAAGUCAUUCUAUGAGGUUCUUGGCAAGAAGUACCCGCCUUCUCCUGAUCAAAACUCAACUUCUGUCCACCAAAACAGCGAUCAUGACGAGUAUUGCACCAGAAGUAAUAGUGAUUACUUGCUCAAUCCGAGCUAUUCAGCUGCGAAAAAUCUUGCUCUAUAUACUCCUUACUUGUCAGUUAGCUCAUCAAAUAAUGGCAGCAAUGUUAUUGAUGGGUUCUUGGAGGCUCCCAGCCCCUUUCAUGUUGCUGAUUUUCAGAGCGAAAGCCAAUCUAUUUGGCAGUUCAGGAAGGGGGUUGAAGAAGCACAAAAGUUUCUGCCAAGCAGUGAAGGGCUGUUGAUUAAUUUUGAGAGAAAUGGGCUGUCUCCUCAGGAACGAAAGAUAGAAACUGGUGAUGUGUCUGUUAAGGUGGAGAAGAAAGAAGAGGGAGAGCACUUGCCUAGGGGGAGGAAGAAUCCGCACAUGGAGGUUAUAGAUUUAGAAGAAGAAGACGAGAGAAGCAGCAAGCAACCGGCUGUUUAUCCAGAAAUCACUCUGCGGUCAGAGAUGUUUGAUACAGUCUUGCUGCAUAGCAUGGGGGAAGGUAAGGCUGCCUUGGCAGCUUAUCGCAAAGUUUUGAAGAAUGGAACGAGCAAAAAUAUGAAGCAUGAUGGGCAAUCGAGAGGGCCUAAUAGUGGAAAGGGCCAGGGAAAGAAACAGAAUAGCAAAAAGGAAGUAGUAGACUUGAGAACUCUCUUGAUUCAUUGUGCACAAGCUGUUGCUGCUGCUGAUCCCAGGAAUGCAUACGAGUUGCUGAAACAAAUCAGGCUGCAUUCUUCUCCUUUUGGAGAUGGAAAUCAAAGGCUGGCUCAUUACUUUGCCAAUGGUCUUGAGGCACGCUUGGCUGGCACUGGUAGCCAGAUUUAUAAAGCCUUCGUCAAUAGAAGAAGAUCUGCUUCUGAUUACCUGAAAGCUUACCAUCUGUAUCUUGCAUCAUGUCCAUUCAGGAAAAUUUCAAAUUUUGUUUCAAACAAGACAAUUAUGAUAAAGGCAAAGGACGCAUUGAGGAUCCACAUUGUAGAUUUCGGUAUACUAUAUGGUUUCCAGUGGCCCACCUUUUUUCAACGUAUCUCAGCAAGAGUGGGAGGACCUCCGAAGAUUCGGAUUACUGGGAUAGGAUUUCCCCAACCUGGUUUCCGUCCGGCAGCAGGAGUUGAGGAGACAGGAUAUCGUUUGACCGAUUAUGCCAAGUAUUUUAAUGUCCCAUUUGAGUACAAUGCCAUAGCAAAGAAAUGGGAUAGCAUCAAGAUUGAGGAUCUGAAGAUCAAGAAGGAUGAGUUUGUUGUAGUUAGUUGUUUGUACGCGGCCAAGAAUUUACACGAUGAGACCGUGCUGGUGAACAGUCCUAGAAUUAUGGUUCUUAAUCUAAUUCGAAGGAUCAAUCCUGAUAUUUUCAUCCAUGGGAUUGUUAAUGGGGCUUUUGGUGCCCCUUUCUUUGUCACCCGGUUCCGGGAGGUUCUGUUCCAUUUCUCAGCACUGUUUGAUAUGCUUGAAACAAAUGUACCUCGAGAGCACCAUGAGAGGAUGCUCAUUGAGAGGGAGAUCUUUGGGAAGGAAGCUCUGAAUGUUAUAGCUUGUGAGGGCUGGGAGAGAGUUGAGAGGCCAGAGACAUAUAAGCAAUGGCAAGUCCGUAGCCUGAGGGCAGGUUUCAUGCAGCUCCCUUUUGAACGGGAGAUCAUGAGAGGGGCAACAGAAAAGGUAAGGUCUAGCUACCACAAGGAUUUUCUGAUCGAUGAAGACAGCCAGUGGCUGCUGCAGGGAUGGAAAGGGCGAAUCAUUUAUGCACUCUCUUGUUGGAAACCUAUUUAGUGAACUUACAGACAUGAGUGCCUAGAGCAUGCACGACUGACUAACCAGAAAAACAUUUACAGGAUCUUCUAAUUGUCAGUUGAGUUAAUACAAGAAGUCGUUCACUCAUUAUACUGAUGGAGCUGAUUCCAUUAGACUCAUCCCUUGUUAAUAUAAAGUAAUAUUAAGUGUACAUAUAUGAGUAUAAAUUACUGUACAUAUACCAGUUC